Messenger RNA from Hyalella azteca, 588 nucleotides. Its product is annotated as galactose mutarotase-like. Bases 1 to 588 code for a protein of 195 amino acids. Gene Ontology annotation, biological process: glucose metabolic process; beta-D-galactose catabolic process via UDP-galactose, Leloir pathway. Gene Ontology annotation, molecular function: carbohydrate binding; aldose 1-epimerase activity. The transcript has 4 exons. Lineage: Eukaryota; Metazoa; Arthropoda; Malacostraca; Amphipoda; Hyalellidae. The record is from RefSeq and is a predicted model, not a curated record.
AUGAAGGCGACUGGACGUCCGCCCUGGUUCAAGACUGCCGACACCGCAACGUCUGAAGCAUCGCAUUCCACCACAAACGGAGAACAGCGUUCAGUGGACUGUGUUGUGUGUGCAGGAGAACAGCGUUCAGUGGAAGGAACACCAUUUGACCUGAGAACAGCCACGGAGAUUGGGGAGGCCCUGGGGAGGCUGGAUUGCGAUGGCUACGAUCACUGCUUCGUGUUGGGGAACACCGAGCGGGGAUUGCUGAGGAUUGCAGCUCGCUUCACCCAUCCUGCCUCAGGACGAGUUCUGGAGGUGUGGACCACCGAGCCCGGGGUUCAGUUCUACACGGGGAACUUUUUGCCCCCCGCGGCGCAGGCUCUAGGGGGACGCGGGGGCGCCGCCUACACCAAACAAGGAGCCUUCUGUUGCGAGCCGCAGAACUUACCUGAUGCCGUUAACCAGUUUGAUGGAAACGCUGCUCUGAAGCUUCACCUUGAAUGCUACCACCACAGUUAUUGUGGUACCACCAGCACCACAGUUGGUGUGGUACCACCAGCACCACAGUUGCUGUGGUACCACCACACGAACUACAAAUUAUUUUAG